Molecule: messenger RNA, 1377 nt
Organism: Jatropha curcas
Lineage: Eukaryota; Viridiplantae; Streptophyta; Magnoliopsida; Malpighiales; Euphorbiaceae
Source: RefSeq, a predicted model, not a curated record
AUGGCAAAAUCAAUUAAAUUCUUUGAGUUAGAUACGGGAGCCAAAAUUCCCUCCAUUGGGUUGGGGACAUAUAAGAUUGCCCCUGACGACAUUGUCGAGGCCAUCACCGCCGCUGUUAAGCUAAGAUACAAGUAUGUAUAUAUUGACAAGAACAUUUGUUACUUGGAGGUUGGAUUUCGGCACAUCGAUUGUGCUCAACUCUAUGGGAACCAGAAAGAGAUUGGUUUUGCUCUGAAGAAGGUUGUUGAAGACGGUUUAGUGAAACGUGAGGAUCUAUGGAUCACGUCAAAACUCUGGAACGCUGAUCAUGCACCAGAAGAUGUACCAGAGGCAUUGGACAGAACUUUGCAUGACUUACAACUUGACUAUGUUGAUCUGUACCUAAUACACUGGCCUGUUAGCACGAAAAAGGGGGGUUCAAACCCUGAAAACUUUACCCGGGCAGACAUACCUAGUACAUGGAGAGCAAUGAAGGGACUCUUUUAUUCUGGCAAAGCUCGAGCUAUCGGUGUUAGUAAUUUCUCAUCAAAGAAGCUUGAGAAUCUUUUGGCAGUUGCAAGGGUGCCUCCUGCUGUUAACCAGGUGGAAUGCCACCCCAUACGGCGGCAGGAAGAGCUUCAUGCCUUUUGUAAAUCCAGAGUUCACUCAUCAGGAUACAGACCAUUGGGUGCUCCAGGUUCACUGAAAAUCACAAAUGAGGUUCUCAAGAAUCCAGUGAUCAGGAUGGUAGCAGAGAAAUUAGGUAGGACUCCUGCAGAGGUGGCUCUUCGUUGGGGACUACAAAUGGGUCACAGUGUUCUUCCCAAGAGCACAAAUAAAGGAAGAUUUAAGGAAAAUUUUGAUUUUUUUGAUUGGUCCAUUCCUGAAGAUUUGUUCGCCAAGUUUUCUGAAAUUCAGCAGGAGAGGCUAGUUAAGGGUACUGAAUAUGUGCAUGAGACCUAUGGUGCAUACAAGAACGUGGAAGAACUCUGGGAUGAACUGAGCCUAAAAUGGAUUCAUCACAUUAGAACUAUGUUUUUCCGCUGGUUUGAUCAAAUGAGGGACAUGUAUGUGCAUUUUCAUGUGGAUAAAGUUAGCUGGGGGAGACAAGUUACAUACGCUAUACGUAAAUAAAGGGUGAAGUACCAUUUGCUCUACAAUGAAGUAAAAUGUAAUACUAUAAACAAAUUGUGUCCUUACAAAUUAAUUGUACCUCCAUCAAACUGAUAUAUACUCCUAAUUUUUCUGUUAGUCAACCUCAAUCAUCAAAUAUUUUUGGUGCGAGAUUACCUUCCAUUAUCAUUUGUAAAAUGACGAGAAUUCUCUGGAGCAAAAUAGUGUUAUUAUUCCACUGUAAGUGUUAUUGGAUUUCAAUUUUUGUAAUUUGGAAUCCGUACA